AGAAACCGAAGAGUCUCUUGCAAAGUUGCAAUUUUUGCCUCUUGAGUAGACUGUGCCUAUUAAAAGAGCACGAUCGCUUUUUUUACCUGUGGAAACGAUUCAGUCAUAGCUAUCGUGUUUGGAGGGUAGAGAGAUGAAUCACGGCGAAGCUUGGGGUUCCGGUGGCCGUAGGGGUUCUCAUGGCCGUUCUCCGGCGUCUAAACACAGAGCUCAUCGUCCUGAAAGCGAAAGUCCGAUGUUUCCUUUGGAUGAAUAUUCUGGUAGUAGGGGUAGGGGAUCUCGAGGUAGAGGAAGAUGGACACAAUCACGGUCUCCUAGGAACAGUCCAUCGCAAGUGUACGUUAAGAAGUCAUCACAAGUUUCCAAUGUGGGAUUAGUGGAAAAGGCAGCUCAACUGGAAAUAAAGUCCCCAGGGGAUGGAAUAGGUUCUACUACGCAGCCUGAUGAGGUUGCUGCUUUGAAGUUUUCUGGAGAUAACAUGGAUCUUUUGCAAUCAUCAGAUUCGUCUUGCUCAAAGAACAUAAAUUUUAGUGGAGGUGAGGAAAAGGUUGGCGCUAGAAUGCCUUGUGAUCUUGUGAACAGGAUGAGAGAUGUUUCGUUCUCUGGCCAUGAGUCUGUGUCUUCCACAGGUGAUCAGAAGGCUGAGGUUUCUGGUGUUAAGGAUCAUGAUAGUGCUCACAAGUCUUGUGAUGUAGGGAACUCUUUGAAUGAAAGCAACACGAGACCUUUUGACCUCUUCCUCCAGACGAAGGUGGUAACUUUAAAACCCUCGUUGCAUGCAGUGAACAGAGUUAAGAGAAACGCAACUAAGGGGUACACGGGAAGUGUCAUUAGACCUGGAAUGGUACUUCUCAAGAACUACUUGUCAAUCAACGAUCAGGUGAUGAUUGUGAACAAAUGUCGUCAGCUUGGUUUGGGUAAAGGAGGCUUCUAUCAACCAGGCUAUCGAGAUGGAGCAUUGUUGCAUUUGAAAAUGAUGUGCUUUGGGAAAAAUUGGGACCCUGAAACAUCACAGUAUGGUGAAACUCGACCGGUUGAUGGUUCUGUUCCACCAAAAAUUCCUGUUGAAUUCAAUCAGUUUGUUGAGAAAGCAAUUGAAGAAUCACAGUCCCUAGUUUCCUCAAAUUCAAAGAAGACGAAGGGAGAAGAUGGAAUACCAUUUAUGUCACCAGACAUCUGUAUUGCUAACUUCUACACAUCCACAGGGAGACUUGGUCUCCAUCAGGACAAAGAUGAGAGCGAAGAAUCCAUCCGGAAGGGAUUACCUGUUGUUUCCUUUUCUAUUGGAGACUCAGCCGAGUUCUUGUAUGGUGAUCAGAGGGAUACUGACAAGGCAGACAUGGUAGUCUUGGAGUCUGGAGAUGUUCUACUAUUUGGUGGGAAAUCCAGAAAUGUCUUUCAUGGCGUGAGAUCAAUCCUUAAAGAUACUGCCCCCAAGGUUCUUCUUGACCAAACAAGUCUCCGGCCAGGUCGUCUGAAUUUGACUUUUAGGCAGUAUUAAACCAAAGCUAGGAACUUUUGUAUGUAUCUUGUAACUUAAAAAUAUUUUGUUACACUUGUUCGUUUUUGUUUCCGGUAAUAUAAAUUAACUUCCACACACGAUCUGUGUGUUAUCUUACAAUGUCUUGGCAAUAUGUUGGAUAACGUUUUCUUUUAUAUACAA
Molecule: messenger RNA, 1663 nt
Organism: Eutrema salsugineum
Lineage: Eukaryota; Viridiplantae; Streptophyta; Magnoliopsida; Brassicales; Brassicaceae
Exons: 4
Coding region: 134-1501 (455 amino acids)
Biological process (GO): oxidative RNA demethylation
Cellular component (GO): nucleus; cytoplasm
Molecular function (GO): broad specificity oxidative DNA demethylase activity; ferrous iron binding; oxidative RNA demethylase activity
Source: RefSeq, a predicted model, not a curated record